AGAAGCUACCACCCUCUUUCUUAUUCAUCUUCUUAUAUCCCUCUCACGUCUCACCCUUCUAUUUAUAUUCAUUCACUCCAAUUCCUCACUUUCACAUCACAUCACAUUUCCUCCACAACCUCUCUUCCAUUAUCUCCAUAUUUAUUGAAAGGAAAAAUAUUGUUGCUAUUAUUUAUUUAUAUAGUUAGAAGAUGAGUGGGGAAAUGCAACUAAAGAGGUUCAACACAAUGGAGAGAAGGCCUCUUAGAACCCUAAGGGACCUCUUGAGUGAGAAUAAUAAUAAUAGUUAUUAUUAUUGUUCAAACUCAUCAUCAUCAUGUUCUUCAAGUGGAUUCAAAUCACUACCAAGAAGGAUUAAUCAAACAAAUAAAAGUAGCAUGCAAACCCAAAUGAAGAAUCCCUCAACCUUUCAAACCCUAAUAAACACAUUCAAGACCAUCUUAGUGAAGAAAUCACCCUCUAUGAUCUUGCCACGUAGCAUCUCACGCAAGCUUUCGUCAUCAAGAAGGUCAAGCAGAUUAAGGAACCAAACAUUUUGCAAAGGAAGCACUGAUGAAGUUGAAAUCAGCACCGUCAAGAUCAAGGACAUCAUACGGUGGAGAUCUUUCAAGGAUGUUACUGUGGAGGAGGAGCACAAUAACAAAUAUCCACUGUCACAAUCUCAACCGUUGGAUUUUCACCGUUGCAUGAUGAUGGGGUCCACUACUACAACAACUACGACAACCACUACCACGUGUAGUAGCAGCAAUGGGUCUAGCUGGAAUGAGAGUGAUUUUACCUCAAUAGCCUCAGGGUACUCGUCUUCAUGGGAACCACAAAACGACGACGUUUUGAUAAGUGAGAAAUUUCCACUUUCACCCCUUGAUGUUGUUGUCGGCAAGGAUUUGGUGCAACAAAAAACAAAUAUGGCGGGGCCCAAGGAAAUUUCAAGUUUCCAAGAAGAUGAACAACAUAGUCCAAUUUCAGUUCUUCAAAUUGGAAAAGAUGAAUUCCCACACUAUAAUCAAAGCCUUGCCGAUAUUGAAAGAAGAAAACAAAAGGUCAUGGACACCUUUCAAAUAAUUGAGAGCCUUGCAAAAUUUGACCUACCAAACUUAGACCAAUAUAUCAUAUUGGAUGAGAACUUUAGUUAUAAUGAAGAUUGUGAUAAUUAUGAUUGUGAAGUUGAAGAACAAGAUUAUGUUGAGCAAAGGGCAAUGAAGCUACUAAAUUGUGUCAAGGCAACAUGUUCAUUCCAAAGCUAUGAUUUUGAUACUCUAUUGUUAGAUUUUUUCAAGGAGGAAUUAAGUAAGAAUAUUGAUGAUGAGGAGUGUGAAAGUGAGUCAGAGAUGUUGAGAAUAGCUAAGGAAUGGGUAAAAGGGUCAUUUGGUUAUGACAUAGGUCAUGUGAAUAAUUAUGUUUGUAUCAAAGACAUGGAUAAAAGAGGUGAAUGGAGCAAGUUUGAGAAAGAGAAAGAAGAAAUGGUUUUGGAGAUUGAAAAGGAGAUAUUGCAUAGUUUGGUUGCUGAACUUUUGGACUUACAUGAUUAAAUAAUGGAGAUUAUUUUUUCAAAGCUAGGUCCAAGUAGACAAGUAGUUCUUUAAUCCAUGUAAAUGUGCCAAAAUUUAAUUAGCUAAUGACCCUUCUUUUUGGGGUUAGUUUAGUUUUUUACUUAGGCAUAACUCAUGCCUUUUUUUUU
This is a messenger RNA of Arachis ipaensis, 1678 nucleotides long. RefSeq names its product DUF4378 domain protein. The record is from RefSeq and is a predicted model, not a curated record. Lineage: Eukaryota; Viridiplantae; Streptophyta; Magnoliopsida; Fabales; Fabaceae.